AAGGGCAAGACGGUGGCCGAGAGGGCGCUGGGCGGCGGACGGUGGCCGAGACGGUCCGGCAUGGAGCACUUGGAGCGGUGCGCGUGGUUUCUCCGCGGGACUCUGGUGAGGGCGGCGGUGCGGCGCUACCUUCCCUGGGUGCUGGCGGCCGGCAUGCUGGCGGGCUCGAUCCUCAAGGAGCUGUCACCGCUGCCCGAGAGCUACCUCAGCAACAAGCGCAACGUCCUUAACAUGUAUUUUGUUAAAAUGGCCUGGGCCUGGACAGUCUUUCUCCUCCUGCCUUUCAUUGCCCUCACCAACUACCAUCUGACGGGCAAGACCAGCCUGGUCCUGCGGCGGCUGAGCACUCUGCUCGUGGGCACAGCUAUCUGGUAUGUCUGCACAGCCCUGUUCUCUAACAUCGAGCACUUCACAGGCAGCUGCUACCAGUCACCGGCCCUGGAGGGCAUCCGAGAAGAGUGCCAGAGCAAGCAGCAGUGCCACCGGGAAGGGGGCUUCUGGUACGGCUUUGAUAUCUCGGGUCACUCCUUCCUUCUGAGCUUCUGUGCCCUCAUGAUCGUGGAGGAGAUGGCUGUGCUGCAGGAGGUGAAGAUGGACCGCAGCCACUGCCUCCACAUUGCCACCACCAUCCUGGUCGUCGCCCUGGGCUUCCUGACCCUCAUCUGGAUGUGGAUGUUUCUCUGCACAGCCAUUUAUUUCCACAACUUAACCCAGAAAGUAUUUGGCACCUCGUUCGGUUUGCUGGGCUGGUAUGGGACCUACAAGUACUGGUAUCUGAAAUCAUUUUCUCCAGGACUUCCUCCCCAGACCUCUAGUUUGACUUUGAAACGAGAUACUUACAAGAAGUAAAAGAAAAACAAAAUGAGGGACAGCAGGUCAAUGACCAAUAGAUGUUCCACUUACUUCGUUCAGUUACUGGCUGAAUUAUUUGUCCCACCUCAGAGAGGAAGCUUACCAGGAAGUUUUGGGGUGGGGUAGGUGACUUGAAUGCUCUUAUUUUAACAAUAUUUCUUCCUGGCCAAAUUUCAUAAGCACCUGUCUCUGCCAGGCUUCUUUAUUAAAAACCCAGUGCCUAAAAGACACUCUGGGUCCUCUGGUUGCAGUAUUCAGUUCCUCUGUGGAUUGUUGACAGUUGCACCCGGCUGUGAUCAGCCACCAACACUGGCCCGUGAAACUGCAGUGCCUGGAUGAUUUUUAUGUAGCAGACAAUGUUACAGUUUUUCUGUCCAUACUGUGUAUUGUUAUGUGUUAGUUUUUGGAGCAAUAAGAACACCCCCAUCCCCCACUUCUCUUCGGAAUGAGUGCUGUAUAGUUUUUAAUAGUAACUAUGACAUUUGUUUUUUGUUAACAGAACUGCAGUACUGCACUUUGGCAUGUGGGAAUCAUUGGAAGGGUUUUGUCUUGUUUUUUUUAGAACACUAACUUGAUUUUUAUAAACCAAACUCUUGGCUUAUCAUAUUAAAUUUCACCUCAUAGGACUGUGUCCUCUUCAAGAAUAAAACUGGAAAGCAGGCAUUUUAAUUAUUUGAUGAAUUUUAAGCCAAGAGAAUAAUUUUGCAAGGUACUUGUUGGUACUGAAACUUUCCUGACCAGUGGUAGAGACUGAACAGGGCUCAGGGUCAUUAGACAAGUGCCUUGGCCCAUGUGCUGUGGCCCAAGCAAUUUUUGCCUUUGGACAAGCUUAUGAUAAUUUAGAAGUAACAAGAUGUCUCCCUCUGAUGCAAGAAGCCAGUUUGUGUGCAAGGUCAUGGUGGUGUGACUUUGGCCCCACCUCCCUUUCCCGUCCACUAACAGGGCUGCACACUCCUGUUCCGUUCCCACCCUGAAGUCAGUCAGCCUUUUAUACUCCUUGCAGCACUUCCCAGUUCCCAACCUUACAUUAUGUGACCUUCCUUGGGGCUGCUAGGGUGAGAAGUCCUGUCACCACAUCCUACCUGACAUGGUUCCAUCUCUGUAAGAACACUCCUCUCCUCUCCCAGACAAUCUAAACCUUUCAAACCAAGCCCCUGGCCUUUUGGAUGAUUGCCCUUGAAGCUGCCUGAUGCCUCUUCCCUAGUGGAGCUGGGUAAUAGGAUUAAUGAUAAGCUCUGGCCUGACCAGCCUGGCUCAAGCCCAGGUUCUUAGGAGCUUAGUAAACUCAAAUUUUUUAAUAUAAGGAUAUAUUUAAAAUAUGUAUUUCACAUCCUGUUGACCUACAAGUCAUCUUGACUAUUAAAACACAAGAUGUGAGAUGUUGUCCCCAAAGGGGACAAAACAUGGGCAGUGAGGUGUCACCAUGGUGCUUUGGCAAAUGUGGCAGGUGGACAGAGAGGAUGUUUCAUCCCCCUGGAGUUUCCACCAGUCCCCUGAGGUGGGAACAGGCUGCAGAUGGCAGGGGCUGGUCAUAGAGGUUGAAGUCUCUCCUAAGCUUCAUGUUCAGCACCAGAAGGGAGCAGACACAGGUGUCUCCAGAGGUCCCUUUGUCAUAUCAAUGGCACUUCAGUCUCCAGACAGUUUUCUCAUAUGACCCAGGUUUAACACUAAUUUGACUUCAUGUGGGGACUAUCGGUUGCCUGGAUUUCUGUAUGGAUUAGACGGGUUACAUUACAUGUGCUCACUCUUGGCACCUACCUUUGGUUUCUCUGAGUGCCAGGGAUGGAACCCAGGGUUUUGUGCGUACUGGCCAAGCCCUCUACCUCUGAGCUACUCUGAGUCCUCUCAGCUCCCUUGUCUUCCCUCCCUGUGUGAGGCAGUGCAGCAGCCAUGAGAUGCAGGUUGAAUGUUGGCAUGACUGCUGAUCUGUAUGACCACAUGGGCAACCUUGUGACCCUAAGAUGCAGAUGAUUCUGUUAGCCAUAAAGGGUGGUACGCAUAUGUGCUGAGCAGGCUCUUAGCUCCCUGUCUUCUUUCUCUGAACAGAGAGUUCAGAGUGUUCCCACUCCUCUGGAGAAGGCAGAGAAACUAACAUCUUUUGGGAGGACACUCAAGCCUGAGUCUCCCAUUGGAAUAGGCUCAUAUCAUCUUUUGGAAAGCGUCUGUUGUCUCCAAGUGUUGAACAAGAGGCUUUGGGGGCAUCUGACCAGAGUCCUGCCAUGCUGUUUGCUUCUCUGUGUAGAAGUUUGCUCACACGCUUCUGUGUGCAUCUGUUAGUGUCUGGAUACCAGAUUGUAUUUAGAGAAUGGCUCGUGCCACUGUUAUGUACACACAGAGCCCAUGUGUAAACAAGGAAAUUAAAGUGCACUGGAUAAUAGAAUACUAAAUUCCAGAA
Molecule: messenger RNA, 3247 nt
Organism: Nannospalax galili (Upper Galilee mountains blind mole rat)
Lineage: Eukaryota; Metazoa; Chordata; Mammalia; Rodentia; Spalacidae
Gene: Fitm2
Product: fat storage inducing transmembrane protein 2
Exons: 2
Coding region: 61-849 (262 amino acids)
Biological process (GO): lipid storage; phospholipid biosynthetic process; lipid droplet organization
Cellular component (GO): endoplasmic reticulum membrane
Source: RefSeq, a predicted model, not a curated record